UAUAACCGAAGGGCCCCCUUCUGUUUUUCUCUUUUCUCGGACAAUCAUCACCAUCUCCGCCGCCGCUACCGCCACCGCCGCCGAGGCCACAGCCACGGCCACCACCAGCACUAUAAGCAGCGGCAAUCGAUGGCUUCCGAUCUGAAAGAACGUCUUCUUCUACCCAAACCCAACUCCAACACCGCCACCACCACCACCUCCUCCUCCUCCACAUCUUCUCGCCCUCUCUUCCACGGCCUCGACUUCCUCGGGCUCAAGAAGCGUGGCCACGGCGUCCGCUCCUGGAUCCGCGUGGACUGCGGCGGCAACUCUGAGAUCAUCGAGCUCGACAAAUUUGCCGUCAUGCGCCGCUGCGACCUUCCUGCCCGAGACCUCCGCCUCCUUGACCCGCUUUUCGUCUAUCCCUCCACCAUCCUCGGCCGCGAGAGCGCCAUAGUCGUCAAUCUCGAGCAGAUCCGCUGCAUCAUCACCGCCGACGAAGUCCUUCUCCUCAACUCCCUUGACAGCUACGUCCUUCAGUACGUCGUCGAGCUUCAGCGUCGCCUCAAUGGUGCUGGUAGCGGUUCCGGCUCCCUAAACGGCAGGCGCGGCUCCUCGACCUCAAUUCCCAACUUUGAUUACGCCUAUGGCGGUGGCUCCACUCCUGCUGACAGCUUGCCUUUCGAGUUCCGGGCGCUCGAGGUUGCGCUCGAGGCGGCGUGUACAUAUCUUGAUGCGCAGGCUGCAGAUCUAGAGAUAGAGGCAUAUCCUUUGUUGGAUGAACUGACCUCUAAAAUAAGUACCUUAAAUUUGGAACGAGUGCGUCGGUUGAAGAGCAGACUUGUUGCUUUGACCCGGAGGGUUCAGAAGGUCAGGGAUGAGAUUGAACAACUUAUGGAUGAUGAUGGUGACAUGGCUGAAAUGUAUCUGACAGAGAAAAAGCUGCGAGUGGAAUCUGCUAUUGAUGGUGAUCAAUCUAUAGCCGGUUACAGCUCUAUAGGAGCUGGAAUGUCGGUUUCUGCUCCUGUUUCCCCUGUUUCUUCUCCUACAGAAACCCGGAGACUUGAGAAGAGCCUAAGCAUAGCUAGAAGUAGACACGAGAGCAUGAAGAGUUCAGAAAGUGCCACGGAAAACAUUGAGGAAUUGGAAAUGUUACUGGAAGCCUACUUCGUUGUCAUUGACAGCACCCUCAACAAGCUAACAUCGCUCAAGGAAUAUAUAGAUGAUACAGAGGACUUCAUCAAUAUACAAUUGGACAAUGUGCGGAAUCAGUUGAUUCAGUUUGAAUUGCUGCUUACAACUGCGACAUUUGUUGUUGCAAUCUUUGGGGUAGUAGCAGGAAUCUUUGGCAUGAAUUUCUCGAUAUCACUAUUUGAUGAACCAGAGGCAUUCAAGUGGGUUUUAUUGAUCACUGGUGCAUGCGGAAUUUUUAUUUUCUGCACAUUUUUAUGGUUCUUUAGGCACAGAAGAUUGAUGCCCUUGUAAUAUAGGUAUUGUCUGUCAAAAAACGCAAAAGGAAAAGAAAGAAGAAAAAUUUGCCCUUUGUGCGGGCAUCUUCAAAUGUAGUAAUAAUGAUGGUGAUAAUAAUACAGAAGGGAAAAUUUGAGGUUUC
Nymphaea colorata (pocket water lily) is the source of this 1591-nucleotide messenger RNA. Its product is annotated as magnesium transporter MRS2-1-like. The record is from RefSeq and is a predicted model, not a curated record. The transcript is spliced from 5 exons. Bases 130 to 1464 code for a protein of 444 amino acids. Gene Ontology annotation, molecular function: magnesium ion transmembrane transporter activity. Gene Ontology annotation, biological process: magnesium ion transport; transmembrane transport. Gene Ontology annotation, cellular component: membrane. NCBI's taxonomy places the organism in Eukaryota, Viridiplantae, Streptophyta, Magnoliopsida, Nymphaeales, Nymphaeaceae.